AUGCAACUACUACAAUCAGCGCUCUGCUCUUGGCUCAUCUCCUCUGUUGCUCUUGCAGACCAGUCGGCACUGUACGAUGAGUACGGGGUUGUUGGGUUUGAGAACUUUGGAUUUGAAGGUUAUUUCAGACACGUUGCACAGCUGGACACGUCGAGCGACUGCCAGUGUGAGCUGGCCAGCAUGAACGAUAGAACCCUUUUCAGCGGGCCGAACUCGCCGCUUGACGAUGAGGUCUCGGUACACUUUAGAGGACCGCUAUCUUUGAAGAGCUUUGGGUAUUAUGUUGCCGACAGCUUCACCACCGGUGAGAGCUCGUCUGCUGAGUGGACCAGGUUGGCCUACUACAGCGGGGCUGAUGCCAUUGCUGAGAACGUGACGUUCUUGACUCCAAAUGGUGAUAAUUCCAAGUGUCUCGGUAACGCAAUCACAUAUGCCGGUUCGAACGGUACGGCAGCGGCCUCAUCAUCAACAAUUCUGGAGGAGAACAACCAGCUCGAAUCGGACGAUGAGUUCUCCAUCUUCUCAAACAUCACAUGUGGUGAGUCAGGCUUCGACAACGACUGCGGUGUGUAUAGAGAUGGCAUUCCAGCUUAUCACGGGUUCUAUGGUGAAACAAAGAUGUUCUUGUUCGAGUUCACCAUGCCUUCAGCUACGGGCAAAAACUCCACAUCUAUCGAGUACUACGACAUGCCAGCUAUCUGGCUCUUGAACGCACACAUCCCAAGAACCGCACAAUACCCUUCGAACACAAACUGUUCGUGCUGGUCCAGUGGCUGUGGUGAAUUUGAUAUCUUUGAAGUAAUGAACGGGACAGAGACCGACCAUCUAUACACCACAAUUCACGAUUUCCAAGGAACCGGUGAUAUUGGAACCGGUAUCCAGGCACAAGGCUGGAUCUUGAGAGAUACAGACUCUGUCAUGAGCGGUGGUGUUGUCUUUGACUCCGACGGUACCGUCAGUGUUUUCUUAUCUAAUAGCACUUCCUUCAACGCCACCAUCAGCGGCUCCAGCGUUAACUCUUGGAUCUCCGGCGCUUCGUCUGAUGAAGGUGACUACGACAGAGUCCUCUCCACUGUAACAAACACAGGUUACGACGUCACCACCACAACGGGGUCCUCAACGGGGUCCUCAUCCGCUACUUCAACGAGCAAAAGCGGUGCUGCCGCCGGUCCUACAGCGGAUUUCAAGCUCGACAUGAGAGUAGUGCCGUCGUAUCAGCGGUGCUCGGAGGAGGCUUCCACCUCCGAGAAGAAAUCACUCGUUCAACUGCUUCUUCUAUCGAUACAAGGAUAUACGUUAACUAGCGACAGAGAGUCAUACGAGAUGGCAUUGCUGGAUAUCGUUGAGAAUCUGGACUCUUUCCCCUAUGAUAAGGUGCCAAGUGUCCUCUACAGCUUGUAUACCCAUGACAGGGAACAGGUCAUCGGGUACAUCACUCCCUUCACGGCGGCUCAUCUUAAGCACUACGCAGAGGUUUUCCACGUGGAGGGCCAAAAGGUGUACAUUGCUAGCUCCUUGGACACUGUUGAGCUCAGAGACAGGGCCCUGAACGAGGUUGCCGUAUCAUUGAGAUCACAGGGUGCCAUUGGAUCGCUGAAAGGCUGGAGAGAUGAACUGUACACCGUCUACUACCCAGAGCACGUACCUUAUAUGAACCUCGAGAGGUCUUUCUGUCCGUUAUUGGGCGUUGUUAUGUAUGGCAUCCAUUUGAAUGGAUACGUGCCGCCAGGUGUAUCCAAGAGCGGUGGAUAUGAGUUCUGGAUCCCCAGAAGAUCCUUGACCAAACAGACCUUCCCGGGGAUGCUUGAUAACACCAUCGCUGGUGGACUAGGGUACCCGUAUGGGGUCAUGGAGACCGUGAUCAAAGAGAGCUAUGAGGAAGGUGGUCUGGAUGAGCAAUUUGUGAAGGACAACAUCGUUUCUGUUGGCUGUAUGUCGUAUUACUACGAAGUCACACCAGGUGUAUACGACAAGGAUGACUGUUUUGUUCAGCCGGAGUUUCAAUACAUCUUUGACCUACCAUUUGACACUGAGACAGUGCCUGUCCCUGUUGAUAUGGAAGCUGAACAGUUCUUUCUCAUGACCUUGGACGAAGCUUUGGAGGAACUUAACAAGGGCAUGUUCAAGCCAAACUGUGCCGUGGUGUUUAUAGACUUCCUCAUCAGACAUGGAAUACUGACAGAAGCAAAUGAGAAGGACUAUAUACACUUGGUUCAGAGAAGCCACAGACGCUUACCUUUCCCAUUGAGAUAG
This is a messenger RNA of Williopsis jadinii, 2253 nucleotides long. RefSeq lists its product as uncharacterized. Gene Ontology annotation, cellular component: fungal-type cell wall. The transcript has 2 exons. The coding region runs from base 1 to 2253 and encodes 750 amino acids. The record is from RefSeq and is a predicted model, not a curated record. Lineage: Eukaryota; Fungi; Ascomycota; Saccharomycetes; Phaffomycetales; Wickerhamomycetaceae.